UGUGCCAAUUGUUAUUGGUGUCAAGCCAGCCGAUUUCCCAUUUUCAGUUAUUUAUUAAGUUUUUAAUUUGUAGAGGGUCACCCUAAACACCUUCUAAGAAUAUAACACACAAGCAUUGCUUGAGUGUGCCUUUGCUUGUGCUAUUGAUUUUGAGUAUAGUAUUUUAAGUAUUGUUGUAUAAGAAGAAAAUUUACUCUUACACCUGUUUGAAACUGUAAAUUGAAGAUAAUAUAAAAAUAUGAAUGUUACAUUUUUUUUUGUGAAGAAGCCCUGACCCUUGAAAGAGAUUUGGAUUUAUUCUUAUUUGAGGUGUAAAAAAUUAUCUAAAUGAUACGAGAGUUUUAUGAUAGUACAGAUGAAGAUGACAUGGAAAGCCAGUAUCAGGUAGAACCUGAAUGUCUUGUUUUAACGAGACCUGAUCGAGAUAUGCAUAAUAGAUGCUGUGGUGGUAAAGCAUGGUGUAUAAGGGAUAUAUGUGGCAUUAUAUGUGCCGUGCUGACAUGGCUUCUCAUCCUAUAUGCAGAGUUUGUGGUCAUGAUGGUUAUGCUGUUGCCUGGAGUAUCAACAUACCCCUUCUACAGCUACGCCAACAUAAUUGUCUUUCAAACUCUAGCUUUCCUCGCUUUUGCCUCACAUCUUAGGACCAUGUUCACAGAUCCUGGUGCAGUACCAAAAGGCAACGCGACGAAGGAGAUGAUAAAACAAAUGAGCUUCCGCGAGGGCCAGGUUAUAUUUAAAUGCACCAAGUGCUGCAGUAUCAAGCCGGAGAGGGCUCACCACUGCUCCGUGUGUCAGAGGUGCAUCAGGAAGAUGGACCAUCAUUGCCCCUGGGUGAAUAACUGCGUUGGAGAGAACAAUCAAAAGUAUUUUGUGUUAUUUACUUUUUACAUCGCAGCGAUCUCAAUUCACUCUUUGACGCUAUCAGUUUAUCAAUUUGUGACGUGUAUCCGUCACGAAUGGCGUGACUGUAGCACAUAUUCGCCGCCGGCCACAGUUGUAUUGCUGUUAUUUCUCAUCGCCGAGGCACUGUUAUUUGCAAUAUUCACCGCUGUCAUGCUGGGAACACAAUUGCACGCUAUUUGGAAUGAUGAAACGGGUAUCGAACAAUUAAAGAAGGAACAAGCCCGUUGGAUACGCAAAUCUCGGUGGAAGAGUAUACAAUCGGUAUUUGGUCGUUUUUCUAUUCUUUGGUUUUCACCGUUCACGCAACCUUCACCAAAGACAAAACUAGAGAGUUAUUUGUAUAGCGUUUAACGUCUAUGGGUACAGAAACGAGACAGCGUACUGACAUAUGUCAGAACCGUUUGGAUUUUGACAUCUGACAAGCGCUUAGUCUCGACUCUUGUCGCCCUAAGCGGCCUUUAGCGUAACAAUGCCGGAUUUACAGACACAUAAGCACAGACUCAUAUAAGUAGACAUAUACACAGUUUUUAACAAACAUGAUUUAUUUUUUGUUUGCUACAUUUAUAAAUAUUUUGACAUACAAAAGAGGUUGACUGAAAGUUUGUACUUGAAGAAAACGAUGCCUUUGUUGAGAUUGUAUUUGUCUGUGAUUAUGUUCUUUGAAUGGUGAGGCCUAAAUAGUCAUCAACAGUGAAAUAGUAGAAAAUAUGCGUAAUCGUAUUCAUAAAUGUAUUACAAGCCAUGUUUUGUCUUUGUCAUUAUUUUGUAUUUCGAAGAAAAUGAAAGAGACAAUACACUUUAACACAGUGCAGACUCAAAUACACUUCGCUUAUUUUGUCAAUGUUUUUAUCAGCACGGUGUUUUAGUCAAAUCGGUUAUAAGACUGAUUAUAAGGUUUUAUUAAAUCGUAGAUACAGAGAUAAUACAUAUUUAGUGACAAUUGACACCAUGACAUGCAUUCAAAUACAGAUACUAAGUAAUAAAGCUUAUAGUACGUUUAUGAAUGAUAUCUUUUUUCCGAAGCUUAGUAUUCAAAUUUUAUGAAAUUUAAAUUUGGAACAUUCAUUUUGGUCAUAGUUAUUUCUGACAUUAAGAAUUGACAUAUGCUUUGCCUUAUGUCAGUUAUGCCCAAAAUGUAAUGUUACCAUUAAGAUUAAUUGUAUAUAUUAUAUAAUGUAGAUUACUUCAUAGUACAUAUUUAAAGUAUGAUUUAUGUACAUUUUAAGGGCUAUUUUAUUAACUUAUUGGGUUCUACUAAAGUGGUUAUAUCAGUGUAUAAGCAAUACUACUUAAUUAACGGGAUUACCGGAUUAGUGGCCUAUCAAUUAUUUUAAAUAAACUAAAUUUCACUUGAUCAUUACGUAUUCCAGUCAAAAUAAGGCAAUAUAGUAAAUUUUAUAAAGGCCUUCAUGGCUAAAAGGUUGAACUGAUCUUGAAAUACUCCAAUUAUGGUAAUAAAUGUUAGAAUAUAAAACAAAAUACGUUCCAUUUCGUUUGAUUGUCCGUGAUUCGACUGUGAUGAGAAAGCGCAACAUUUGGAGUAAUUAGAGUGUGUGCCGGAAAUUAGAGGCUGGCUCUUUGAGGGAAACCAUUAGUCGGUGUCCAUCCUAACGCAGUGGGUGGUACAGUCGCAUAGAAACGUACCACGGCAAUAGAUAGUUGCAUAGCACCGAACAGGGCAUGGAGCUGAUGAGGUGACGUGAGCAUGAGUUGGAUAGGAGCCGUUCCGCUCGAAUCUAUUGAUGUACAUACGUAGGAUAGCGUUUAACGCAUCAGCAGAUGCGAUUUGCUGGGCGUAUAUUUCCGCUGUCUUGACUUGUUGCAUUAAACUCCGAGUACAGGGAUCACGUCCUGUGGGAGUGUGGCUGUACGGUCGGGAGAGGAUAGAGAUCCAUGUUGGACCAUAUUGAGAUGGGUUAGCCGGGAACGGUUUACUGCAGGAAUGCCGUGUAUAGUAUUUACACACGUGUCUGGCAUCGCGUAAAGAUCGAGAUAAACGAGUGAACGAGAAUGGCACUGGAUGAUGACCCUCGAUGUAGACCAUCGACAAUGAGGACUGUGUUCUUGUGUUAUCCACAGCGCAUCUCUCGAUGGAGACAGUAGACAGGGGACAGUGCGUGUGUGGCGUUUGUAACUAAAUGCACAGACAAGGCAUAGAACGAACAUAGAUUUACCUGCGUAUAUGUCAUUGAUUCGAUAGGAACUCUGUUUUAUAUGACCGCGAGGUCGAAAGGACCAUGGGACUGUAAAGUAUUGCUGACCGUGAUUGGACUAAAGAAUUUGACCAAUCACAGUCAAACGAGCCGUCGCGUUUUAUUUUAAAUUAUUUAUGACGUUUUGUCUUGUAUUAUUUAUAAAUUAAAUUAAUUAAAAAUAAUAAUGACUAAAGCUUAGAUAUAAAAUCUUUUUGUAGUGAAUUUGAAUUUCGGUAUUUUUAUAUGGCUUUAAAUGUCGCACACAAAAUGUGAAAUCAUAUUUCGUUAAUAUUUAAACUAGAACAAAUACGAUCUCAUAGUUUUUUUUUUAAUUACAUUAAAUUUCAAUAUAUUAUAAAUCAUGUAUUAAUUUUAAAUGAUAUAAAAUUUAAAACAAAUAACAGCACCCUUUUCUAAGUCGUAGAAUUUCCAUUGGAAAGUGUCGCGUGUUGUAAUUAUGCUCAUUACACAUAUGUUUGUUUAAUCUUUAUAUAAAGUCUUAUAUUACCGUGUGCCUACAUUACACUUUAGUAGUAAUGUAUUCCGUUGUGUAGGGAAUCCGUGCCUUUCAAAGGUUUCACAAGUUAUCAUAGAUUAAGUAGUUUGUUAUCAAAAGAAGUUUCAUACGCCAAUAAAUAUAUCAAAUAAAUAUUAUAUAAAAUGAUAGUAUCCUAUUGGAGUAGGAUGCUUAAUGUAACGUCUUUUGAUUGCUAGUCUCGUCUUGACACUUGUCUAACAAAAUCUGACAUCCGUUGAGUAAAAAGCAAUAACAGGCAAAGAAAAUUGUUGAUGUUUAUAAUUCUACUUCUACUUUUAUACAGAUAAACACAUAUACUUAAAUAGAAAACUUGAAAGGUUUCUGUCGCAAUUUGAUAAAAUUACCAAUUAAGAAAUAAUAUAAAUUUUAAAUAGGUUUGGUUGACAGUUUGUACAGUUAAAAGUCCCGAGUAUAUAUAUCUUUAGAAGCGAUUUUAGGAGCUUACACCGGAAUAAGUCUCAUCUCAACUUGAAAAGGUUUAUUUUCUAUACAAGCACGUUAAGACGAGGAAUCUUGUACUGCUUUGAUUUGUAAUAGCCAUCCACAAUGAUAGGUUUCUUUGUUGGCAAGUAACUGUCGUGUUCCUUGCCAAAUGAGUGCGUUGUCUAUGACUUGAAAUGUUGUCAUCUCGAUAAUUUCAUAUUGUUGAUGCGAAACUUUAAGAAUCUUUCUUGAACUUUCUUACCGUUUCUAACUUUCUUAAGUUCCUUUAAGUUUAAUAAAUGUGUUGAUAAAGAUAUUUUUGGGUCACUUUUCUAUAUUUUUAAUGGUGAUAAAGUAUUAUUUGAUAAUAAAAAUAGGUUAACGGUUAAUGGUUAUAGUGACUUAGACUUUUAAAAGCCUCUUCGGAUAAUUGAAUAGAAUUUUAUCAACUACAACCUGUGCCUCACACUUUCACAGAACGCUGAUCGUCAAGUUAUAUAGGCUAGCAUGUUAUAUAGGGUAGGUAGCUCAGGUUUAAGAGAUCACCCAACAACUUUUAAUGCUACUAAAACUUGUACUUUUAGGUUAUACUUCCGCAUAAGACUUACAAAGGCAUUACAUGAAACAGAUCGUACAUACGAGAAUUUAUAAUGAGUGGUUUUAUUAUGCUCUUAAUACAAUUUAGGCCAAUUUUAACAAUAGCAUCAGCGAUUUCAACUGACGGCAACAGUUCUAGAUUAUUUCUAUAAUAAUUGUCAAUCUGAUAACUACGGGUCUGGCGCACAUUCGCCUAUUAUAUUUAACUUCGUUGCAAUAAAUAUUUUAUAAAUGGUUAGCUUUUAAUUGGCAAUAAAGUGAAUAAAUUACGCUUGUGACUGGUUGAUGUAUAGUGUAUAGUUUCGCUUAACGAUUUCGAAAUUUAGGCUUUGUAUACAAUUUUUUCGUCUUAAAAAUGUUAAUAUAUUCUAUAAGGAAUUGAAUAUUAUUCGUUAAGUGCUAAUAUGACAAGGGAGUUUUCUGUUGUAUUCGAGUUUUUGGACAAUUUACGCAAGGUGAUUUGUGAUUUACACAAGAAUGUCGCUCGUGUUCCCUCCCAUAAUGUCUUGUGCUUCAUAAGCAUUACCUAAUUCAGCAAUGAUUGAGGUUAAAUUUUAUGUAUAUAUUUUUCCUUCACCGUUAGAGUGGAGAGUGCUUAGUUUGAACCCGUUAACUCUUAAUCCUAUCGUACCCUCAGAGCGUCAAUCUUAGUACUUCGAAUUGUACUGGCAGCAAAAAAUACAGUCGACAUAUAGAUAACGUUGUUAUAGAUAAUUGAAGACGAGAUACCUGAAUGCGGCAGUAGAAAAUAUAUUAAAAUAUUACGCGCACUGUACGCAGAGACCUCAUAAACUUUCAGCGAUAUUAAGUCACAAAAGAGUAUAUAAGGAACCACAAUUAAUGCCUCUUGACCAAAUUCUGUCGCUUUUACAACAUUUAGAAUAAGCAUACAAAAUAAGCUUAUUUAUACCUAUUAUAUUUUGUAAAGAGUUUUAUAAUUUUAUCUAUUUGUUGAUGUUACUUAAUAUUUCAUCAUAUUAUUUUAGUAAAAAUAUAUAUUUUCAUAAUUCAUGUUGUUUUUGAAGAAUUGUUGUUUUUUUUAUAUAAAUUUGAUGCGGUAUUUUUAUCUUGGGGAUACGAAUUGUACAUUCCACGCCUAUUUUAAUAUUCAAAUUAUUAUUUUACAAUUAACGCGGAAUUGGGCUACAAUCGUAAUGAUUGAUGGCAGCAGGUAUCCUACACUGAAAUCCCGAUACACGAAUGACAAGCCGUCUUUUUACGUUGGAAUGAAAUGGGUUAUCUGGAAAAGGGUUUUUUAUUUUUAAAUAUUUUUUUUAAUGAAUGUAAAAUAUAAAAUAACCUGUACUUUUAUUAAGCUAUGUAAUGUGACGCAUUGCGGGUUUCACGAAAAGUACAAAUUAUUCGAGGGGAUUUCAUACAAUCUAUUUUCGAAACUGCUCUUUGACACCAGUCCUCAGUUAAUUAUUUUAAUUAGAUGUAGGUGCUCAAUGUUGCAAAUAGGUAUUUGACUUAGCAUCUCAUAUUUACACCCUUUACUGAUAAAUAUAUCUCACUUGUUUCUACUUAUAAUACGCGCUUUAAUGAGUAAGAGGGGUUAUAGGAAUUAAUUUGUAGGCAUUUUUCAUUGAAUAUGGUUUCGAAGCUUUUAAAUGAUAGAAAUGUAAAAUCGUAGUAUAAUGGGGUAAUGUUAUCGAUUGGUUAAAUCCCAUUCCAAUAAUUAACUAACGGUUUGUUAACGUUAGAGGAAUGCGGUUAUGCAACGCACCUACAAAUUUUGAUUAUCUGUUUCAUUAGACACAUCUAAAAAAUAUUUUCUAAUCUAAUUAAGAUUUUCGAGACCUAUUAAA
This is a messenger RNA of Pieris brassicae (large cabbage white), 6464 nucleotides long. Its product is annotated as palmitoyltransferase ZDHHC3. The transcript is spliced from 6 exons. The record is from RefSeq and is a predicted model, not a curated record. Gene Ontology annotation, molecular function: protein-cysteine S-palmitoyltransferase activity. Bases 328 to 1254 code for a protein of 308 amino acids. Gene Ontology annotation, cellular component: Golgi apparatus; endoplasmic reticulum. Lineage: Eukaryota; Metazoa; Arthropoda; Insecta; Lepidoptera; Pieridae. Gene Ontology annotation, biological process: protein targeting to membrane; peptidyl-L-cysteine S-palmitoylation.